AUGCACAGCCGCACCCCGUACUCGCGUCUUGUGCGCUUCCACCCGUACAUCUUCGGCCGCCUCCUGGGCGAAGAUAUCUCUCCCGAGGUCAAGAUCGGCGAACCGGUCGAUCCCACCAUCGACAUCGGUCAAGUCAUGUACCAAGGCUUCCCUGGCGACCCUACCAUCAAGAUCAACGUCUACUCCGGCAGCUCCAUCCUCUCUCCUGGCCAGCCGACCGGUGAGCAGCUCACUCUUGGUCAGCUUCUCGCCCCUCUCUCCCAAUCCGAAGUGGGCACCAUCCGCUGUAUCGGCCUGAACUACGUCGAACAUGCCAAAGAAGCCGGUCUCGACCUGCCCACCGUCCCAACGCUCUUCAUGAAGCCUGCCACGGCCCUGGCUGGUCCCUGUCCGCAGCCUACCAUCAUCCCUCGCUCCUUCGUCGCCGACGAUGCGGCGGAUUGGGAAGCCGAAGUGGCCGUCAUCAUCGGUCAAUCCUGCAAGAACGUCCCCGAAUCUCAAGCGCUCGAUUACGUGCUGGGAAUCACAGCGGCGAACGACGUCUCCUCGAGGAAAGCACAAUUCGCCCAAUCCCAAUGGAGCUAUUCCAAAGGCUUUGAUGGCGCUUGUCCCCUCGGACCCGCUGUAGUUCCACUCACCGCCAUCGACGAGCUGUCCACGGUAAAGAUCCAGGCAAAGCUGAACGGGAGUGUGGUGCAGCAGAGCGGAUUGGACGAUCUCAUCUUUGGCAUUCCCAAGAUCGUCAGCUUCUUGUCGCAGGGAACGACGUUGCCUGCUGGCACGGUGAUUCUGACGGGAACGCCGGCGGGGGUGGGUUGGACCGCAAAGCCAAGGAGGACGCUCCAGCAUGGGGAUGUCUUCUCCGUGACGCUCUCACACGGUGUGGGCUCGCUCAUCAACGAGAUUCAGCACGAAGAGCCGGACGAGGAGCUCGACGAGUAG
Messenger RNA from Kalmanozyma brasiliensis GHG001, 942 nucleotides. RefSeq names its product Fumarylacetoacetase, C-terminal. The transcript has a single exon. Gene Ontology annotation, molecular function: acetylpyruvate hydrolase activity. The coding region runs from base 1 to 942 and encodes 313 amino acids. The record is from RefSeq and is a predicted model, not a curated record. NCBI's taxonomy places the organism in Eukaryota, Fungi, Basidiomycota, Ustilaginomycetes, Ustilaginales.